Exophiala dermatitidis NIH/UT8656 is the source of this 303-nucleotide messenger RNA. RefSeq lists its product as uncharacterized. NCBI's taxonomy places the organism in Eukaryota, Fungi, Ascomycota, Eurotiomycetes, Chaetothyriales, Herpotrichiellaceae. The coding region runs from base 1 to 303 and encodes 100 amino acids. The record is from RefSeq and is a predicted model, not a curated record. The transcript has a single exon.
AUGUUGGACUCUUUUACACUUCCUAUGGGCCCGACUCCUGCUCUUCCAUCUACCACAUCUCAAGCCGGUCGCAUUUCAAGUCUUACCCCGGCUCGAAAUUCAGCUACAAGUCUCGUGUCGAAGCACUGGCACAACCGCUAUCUUUCCUGGCAGAAUCGAGACGUGUUGCAGAGAAGAGACGCUGUGAAGAAUGAGUCUGAACGAAUCAAGUUGUUUGGCGGCGAACCGGGCGACGACGUGGGGCUCUGCUACAAAAUGAUGGAAGUAUUCGAAGGAAUGAAUUGGAUCGACAACUUUGAUUGA